This is a messenger RNA of Fulvia fulva, 2955 nucleotides long. Its product is annotated as DNA ligase 4. Gene Ontology annotation, biological process: double-strand break repair via nonhomologous end joining; nucleotide-excision repair, DNA gap filling; DNA biosynthetic process. Gene Ontology annotation, molecular function: ATP binding; DNA binding; DNA ligase (ATP) activity. The record is from RefSeq and is a predicted model, not a curated record. NCBI's taxonomy places the organism in Eukaryota, Fungi, Ascomycota, Dothideomycetes, Mycosphaerellales, Mycosphaerellaceae. The coding region runs from base 1 to 2955 and encodes 984 amino acids. The transcript has 2 exons. Gene Ontology annotation, cellular component: DNA ligase IV complex.
AUGGCGGAAGACGAUGAUGUCGAGAUGCAGAACCCAGAAGCGGCAGAGGAGGAACAUAUGAUGUACGGCCAUGGCACAAUGACUGAACAGGAACUCGAUGAGAAGUAUCCCAAUCGGCCUCACAAUCACUCCAAGACUCUGCCAUUCCAUGAGCUGUUUACACAUCUUUUCAAUCCACUGAACGACAAUAAAAAGAAACCCACAGGACCAGCGCAGGCUCGCAAGAAGGUUGGAACUGAUGGACCGAGGAACAACCCCAACGAGAUCAGACGAUCAAUCAUAGACAGAUUCAUCGGAAGAUGGCGCAAAGAGGUCGGCAACGACAUUUAUCCUGCUUUCCGCCUCAUCGUGCCUGAGAAGGACCGCGAUCGAGGCAUGUACGGGUUGAAGGAGAUGACACUCGGCAAGCUCCUCGUUCGCGUCCUGAAGAUCAACAAGGACAGCGAAGAUGGCUACAACAUGCUGCACUGGAAACUGCCUGGAGCGGAAUCUGGGAGUUCAACAGCUGGUGACUUUGCAGGAAGGUGUUUCAAUGUCAUCAGCAAGCGCCCAAUGCGACAAACACCGGGAGACAUGACCAUUGCUGAGGUCAACGAACUACUUGACCGCCUGUCGGUCGCCCAGAAGGAAGAGAACCAGCGUCCCAUUAUCGAAGAGUUCUACAAUCGCAUGAACGCCGAGGAAAUGCUAUGGCUCAUCCGCAUGAUCUUGCGUCAAAUGAAGGUAGGCGCAACGGAGAAGACGUUCUUCGACAUUUGGCACCCAGAUGCUGAGAAUCUCUUCAACAUCUCGAGCAGCUUGAAACGUGUGUGCUGGGAGCUCUACGAUCCGGAUGUACGACUAGAAGGCGAUGACGCCGGCAUAUGCUUGAUGCAGUGUUUCCAACCACAAUUGGCCGCCUUCCAGAUGCGUUCCAUGGAGCAGAUGGUGGCGAAGAUGAAUCCGAUUGAAGAAGACCCUGUUUUCUGGAUCGAAGAGAAGCUUGACGGCGAGCGUAUGCAGAUGCACAUGAUUGAAGAUGAGAAUAUGCCCGGUGGUCAUCGCUUCGGGUUCUGGUCGCGCAAGGCGAAAGACUACACCUACCUGUAUGGUAAUGGCUUCGAAGACGACAAUGCAGCAUUGACACGGCACAUACGAGACGCGCUCAAAGACGGCGUGCGAAACAUAAUCCUGGACGGCGAGAUGAUCACCUGGGAUAUGAAGGAAGACUGUGUGGUCGGCUUCGGCACACUGAAAACAGCUGCCCUGGAACAACAGCAAAAUCCAUUCGCGGGUGGACAUCGUCCACUCUUCAAGGUGUUUGACUGUUUGUAUCUCAACGACAAGGACCUCACACGGUACACUUUACGCGAUCGGCGGAAAGCGCUCACUUCCAGUAUCACAUCCGUCAAGCGUCGACUAGAAAUUCACGAGUACCAAGAAGCCCAAGAAGCGUCUGAGAUCGAUCUUAUCCUACGUCAAGUAGUGGCUGAAGCAAGUGAAGGCCUGGUGCUGAAGAAUCCUCGAUCCCCAUAUCGGCUCAACGAGCGCAACGAUGACUGGAUCAAAGUUAAGCCCGAGUACAUGACCGAGUUCGGCGAGUCGUUGGACUGCGUUGUCGUCGGUGGCUACUAUGGCUCUGGCAAACGAGGCGGAGGCCUGAGCAGCUUCAUGUGUGGCCUCAGAGUCCCCGCCGUUAUCUUCGAAGCGUUCCCUAACACCAACCCUCAGAAGACUUGGUCCUUCUUCAAAGUCGGCGGUGGCUUCAGCGCCAACGACUACGCUGAAAUUCGACAUCGAACAGACGGUAAGUGGAUAGACUGGGACAGGAAGAAGCCACCAACGGACUGGCUCGAGCUGGGCGGCGGUGAUCGCCAAUACGAGAAACCCGACGUAUGGAUCAAGCCUGAAGACUCAGUCGUGAUCUCCGUCAAGGCUGCUCAAGUUGGCGGCACCGAGCAAUUCAGGUUAGGGGCCACCCUGCGCUUUCCUCGCUUCAAAAAGCUGAGGACGGACAAAGAUUGGACGCAAGCACUCAGCGUUGACGAGUUCAUCGCGCUCAAGAACGAAGCUGAACACGCCAAAGAAGAGAAGAAGUUCAAGAUUGACGAGGCGCGAAAGCAACGAACGACUCGGAAGCGCAAGCGCGCAUUGAUCAUUCAAGGCCAGGAAGACGAAGUAACAACACCCUAUGCUGGACCUGCUACAAAAGUCUUCGAAGGCUUGAGCUUCUUCGUAAUGAGCGAGGCGCCAAACCCAAUCAAGAAGUCCAAAGCUGAGCUUGAAGCAUUGAUCAAAGCCAACGGCGGUAACAUCGUUGCAGCAGAGACAGAUCCCCACACAAUCCUCAUCGCCGACCGGCGUGUGAUCAAAGUUGCCUCUAUCGCGAAGCGUGACGAGAGAAACAUCAUUCGACCGAGCUGGCUACUCGAUUGCGUGAAGCAGAGUGAAGCUGACAUUGGGCGGCCUGGGCUGUUAUUACCGUUCGAGCCGCAACACUUACUGCAUACGAUGUCGUCAGAAGAAGGAAGGUACGACGAUAAUGUUGAUGAGUACGGUGAUAGCUAUGCUCGAGAUGUAACACCAGAGGCUCUGCUCCAGCUGUUCAAGAGUAUGCCCUCCAAGGUUGAAGAUGGCUUCGAGCCAGCAGAGAUCCUCGAUCAGCUCAAUGAUCAUGGACAUGAGCUUGAUGCGAUGCCUGGCUGGAUGUUUCACGGUGUCACGGCAUUCUUUGAGGACGUCGCCUUCGAGACCACCAGGCUGUUCGAGUUCGCUGGAGGCACUGUGGCAGACUCGAUCGAAGACGAUUUGGUCGCCCACGUUGUGGUGCCGAAGGGUGAUGCAGGUGCUGCUCGGCGCAUGCGUAAAGCUAUUGCCAAUAAGAAGCAGUUGCCACGCAUAGUCAGCCAUGACUGGGUGACGGACAGCUGGGCAGAAGGGACCCGGCUGGAUGAAGAGCGAUAUGCGCAGACUUGA